CGCGGCUGAUACUCGGCCUGUGCUGCUGUGGUUAGUCCUCUCCCGGCCGCCGUCGCCUCCGACAUAUUACCCGCAGGAGCUGCGGCGGCGAGCGGAGAGCGCCGGGGGAAGGAGAUGGGAGGACGAAGAGGUCCCAACAGGACAUCUUAUUGUCGGAAUCCGCUCUGUGAGCCAGGCUCUUCCGGCGCCUCUGGUGGAGGCCACGCUUCCAGUGCAUCGGUGACCAGCGUCCGUUCUCGAACCAGGACCAGUUCUGGGACAGGCCUCUCCAGCCCUCCGCUGGCCACGCAGACAGUCGUGCCUCUGCAGCACUGUAAGAUCCCCGAGCUGCCGGUCCAGGCCAGCGUCCUGUUUGAGCUCCAGCUCUUCUUCUGUCAGCUCAUAGCCCUGUUCGUGCACUACAUCAACAUCUAUAAGACAGUCUGGUGGUACCCACCCUCACACCCACCCUCCCACACCUCCCUGAACUUCCACCUGAUCGACUUCAACUUGCUCAUGGUGACCACCAUUGUUUUGGGCCGCCGCUUCAUCGGCUCCGUCGUGAAGGAGGCUUCUCAGAGGGGGAAGGUCUCCCUCUUUCGCUCCAUCCUGCUGUUCCUCGCCCGCUUCACCGUUCUCACGGCAACAGGCUGGAGUCUGUGCCGGUCCCUCAUCCACCUCUUCAGGACCUACUCCUUCCUGAACCUCCUGUUCCUCUGCUAUCCGUUUGGGAUGUACAUUCCGUUCCUGCAGCUGAACUAUGAUCUUCGCAAGACAAACCUCUUGAGCCACGUGGCUUCCAUGGGGCCCCGAGAGGCAGUCAGCGGCCUGGCGAGGAGCCGGGACUACCUGCUGACACUGCGGGAGACUUUGAAGCAGCACACUCGACAGCUGUAUGGCCCCGAAGCCAUGCCCACCCAUGCCUGCUGCCUGUCACCGAGCCUCAUUCGCAAUGAGGUGGAGUUCCUCAAAAUGGACUUCAACUGGCGCAUGAAGGAAGUGCUCGUCAGCUCCAUGCUCAGUGCCUAUUACGUGGCCUUCGUACCUGUUUGGUUUGUGAAGAAUACGCAUUACUAUGACAAGCGCUGGUCCUGCGAGCUCUUCCUGCUGGUGUCCAUCAGCACCUCUGUGAUCCUCAUGCAGCACCUGCUCCCUGCCAGCUACUGUGACCUGCUACACAAGGCCGCUGCCCACCUGGGCUGCUGGCAGAAGGUGGAUCCGGCUCUGUGCUCUAACGUGCUGCAGCACCCGUGGACUGAGGAGUGCAUGUGGCCACAGGGUGUGCUGGUGAAGCACAGCAAGAACGUCUACAAAGCAGUGGGCCACUACAACGUGGCCAUCCCCUCUGAUGUCUCCCACUUCCGCUUCCACUUCUUUUUCAGCAAGCCCCUGAGGAUCCUCAACAUCCUCUUGCUGCUGGAGGGCGCUGUCAUUGUCUACCAGCUGUACUCCUUAAUGUCCUCGGAAAAGUGGCACCAGACCAUCUCCCUGGCCCUGAUCCUCUUCAGCAACUACUACGCCUUCUUCAAGCUGCUCCGGGACCGGCUGGUGUUGGGCAAAGCCUACUCAUAUUCGGCCGGCCCCCAGAGGGACCUGGACCACCGGUUCUCCUGAGCCUCUGGGGUGAACCUGGAGACAGCAUCCGGGCUUGACCCAGGGGCCUCCUGGCCAAGGGCUCUUGGGGUUGGGUGGGGGUGGGGGCAAAAAAACAAAACAAAACAAAAAAAAUCCACCAGAGCUUUGUAUUUUUGUUACGUAAUGUUUCGUUCUUUGAUAAUUGAUGUGAUAAGAAGAAAAAAAGUCUUAUUUUUAUACUCCCAACAA
This is a messenger RNA of Acomys russatus (golden spiny mouse), 1803 nucleotides long. RefSeq names its product transmembrane protein 39B (gene Tmem39b). The coding region runs from base 115 to 1593 and encodes 492 amino acids. NCBI's taxonomy places the organism in Eukaryota, Metazoa, Chordata, Mammalia, Rodentia, Muridae. Gene Ontology annotation, cellular component: membrane. The transcript has 9 exons. The record is from RefSeq and is a predicted model, not a curated record.